Molecule: messenger RNA, 7129 nt
Organism: Micropterus dolomieu (smallmouth bass)
Lineage: Eukaryota; Metazoa; Chordata; Actinopteri; Centrarchiformes; Centrarchidae
Product: ankyrin-2-like
Exons: 47
Coding region: 211-6009 (1932 amino acids)
Biological process (GO): protein localization to T-tubule; regulation of cardiac muscle contraction; signal transduction
Cellular component (GO): T-tubule
Molecular function (GO): protein binding
Source: RefSeq, a predicted model, not a curated record
CGGAGGGAGCGCUCGUUUUUGGUUUGAUAGUCAGUGGGAGAUCACUGUAUCAUAUUUUGUCACGUUUGAUAACAGACUGUCUCUGACGCCGCAGAAUGAUCCCGGGCCCUGCAGAGCCUUCUGGAUUCUGAGGCCCGCACAGAAAUCCACCUUGCACCGGCAAACGGGAUCCUCAGUCACCGCCUCUAGCAGCAGCCAGCCCGAGACAGAAUGUCAAGUAGCCAGGAAGAAAGUCACUCCAGGGGCGGCGGCUCCGAGUGGGACUUGAAAAUGGCCUCUUCGAACAACACGUCCCCCGAGGGUGGACCUCCACCGCCGCUGCACCAGAACCGAAUACGGCAGUCCGACAGUAACACCAGUUUCCUGCGGGCUGCCAGAGCGGGGAACAUUGACAAAGUCCUCGACUACCUGAAAAAUGGAGUAGAUAUCAGCACCUGUAACCAGAAUGGUCUGAACGCACUACAUCUGGCAGCUAAGGAGGGACACAAGGAUUUAGUGGAGGAACUGUUGGAGAGGGGAGCACCUGUUGACUCGUCCACCAAGAAAGGGAACACUGCCCUCCAUAUUGCCUCACUGGCCGGACAAAAGGAAGUAGUCAGACUACUGGUGAAGAGAGGAGCAGAUAUCAAUUCUCAGUCACAGAAUGGCUUCACUCCACUCUACAUGGCAGCUCAGGAGAAUCACUUGGAGGUGGUGCAAUACCUGUUGGAAAACGAUGGGAACCAAAGCAUUGCAACAGAGGACGGCUUCACCCCACUGGCCAUCGCCCUCCAGCAGGGCCACAACUCAGUGGUCUCCCUGCUGUUGGAGCAUGACACCAAGGGUAAGGUCCGCCUACCAGCCUUGCACAUCGCAGCCCGCAAGGAUGACACAAAGUCUGCCGCACUGCUGCUUCAGAACGACCACAACGCUGACGUCCAGUCUAAGAGUGGGUUCACCCCUCUGCACAUCGCCGCUCACUAUGGUAACGUGAAUGUCUCCACCCUGUUGCUGAACCGAGGAGCUGCAGUGGACUUCACAGCCAGGAAUGGGAUAACGCCUCUUCAUGUGGCCUCCAAGAGAGGCAACGCCAACAUGGUGGCACUGCUGCUGGACCGAGGGGCUCAGAUAGAUGCUAAAACAAGGGAUGGGCUGACCCCCCUGCAUUGUGCAGCCAGGAGUGGCCAUGACCCAGCAGUGGAAAUUCUGCUGGAAAGAGGAGCUCCCAUCUUAGCCAGAACCAAGAACGGACUGUCCCCACUGCACAUGUCGGCCCAGGGAGACCACAUAGAGUGUGUUAAACUCCUGCUGCAGCACAAGGCGCCUGUUGAUGAUGUCACGCUGGACUACCUCACAGCGCUGCAUGUCGCUGCUCACUGUGGCCACUACAGAGUCACUAAGCUUCUGCUGGACAAGAAGGCCAAUCCCAACAUCAGAGCGCUGAAUGGUUUCACUCCUCUCCAUAUUGCUUGUAAGAAGAACAGGGUGAAGGUGAUGGAACUUUUGGUCAAAUAUGGAGCCUCCAUUCAGGCUAUUACUGAGUCUGGUCUGACUCCCAUCCAUGUAGCUGCCUUCAUGGGACACCUCAACAUUGUUUUACUUCUGCUACAGAAUGGGGCAUCUCCUGACGUCCGUAACAUUCGUGGUGAGACAGCUCUUCACAUGGCAGCACGAGCAGGUCAGAUGGAAGUGGUUCGCUGUUUGCUGAGGAAUGGAGCAUUGGUGGAUGCCAUGGCCAGGGAGGACCAGACUCCUCUCCACAUCGCGUCCCGUUUGGGGAAAACUGAUAUUGUCCAGUUGCUGCUGCAGCACAUGGCUCAUCCAGACGCUGCCACCACCAAUGGCUACACUCCCCUCCACAUUUCAGCCAGGGAGGGCCAAGUAGAGACUGCUGCCGUGCUGCUAGAAGCCGGAGCCUCACACUCACUGGCCACAAAGAAAGGAUUCACUCCAUUACAUGUAGCAGCUAAACAUGGAAGCCUUGAUGUAGCAAAACUUCUCCUUCAACGCAAAGCUCUCACCGAUGAUGCUGGCAAGAAUGGCCUAACUCCGUUACAUGUGGCAGCUCACUAUGACAACCGAGAUGUAGCUCUGCUGCUUCUGGAAAAAGCGGCAUCGCCUCAUGCUACUGCAAAGAAUGGCUACACUCCUCUCCACAUUGCAGCCAAAAAGAACCAGACGAACAUUGCAUUAGCGCUGCUGCAGUAUGGAGCAGAGACCAAUAUUCUGACCAAACAGGGAGUCAGCCCUCUACACCUGGCAGCCCAGGAAGGACACGCUGAGAUGGCCAACCUGCUGCUGGGCAAAGGAGCUCACGUCAAUGCAGUCACCAAGAGUGGACUGACUCCUCUGCACCUCACAGCCCAAGAAGACAGAGUCAGUGCGGCAGAAGUACUGGCCAAACAUGAUGCCAACUUGGAUCAGCAAACUAAGCUUGGAUAUACCCCUCUGAUAGUGGCCUGUCACUAUGGAAAUGCCAAAAUGGUGAACUUCCUGUUACAGCAGGGUGCCAGCGUCAACGCCAAAACUAAGAAUGGAUACACACCCCUUCACCAGGCAGCACAACAGGGGAACACACACAUUAUCAAUGUGUUGCUACAACAUGGCGCCAAGCCUAAUGCUACUACAGUGAAUGGAAACACAGCUUUGUCUAUUGCCAGACGUCUGGGUUACAUCUCUGUAGUAGACACAUUGAAAGUCGUCACUGAGGAGGUCGUCACUACCACAACGACGGUCAUAGAGAAACACAAACUCAAUGUCCCUGAGACCAUGACUGAGAUCCUUGAUGUGUCUGAUGAAGAAGGUGAGGACACCAUGACAGGUGAUGGAGGAGAAUAUCUGAGAGCAGAAGAUCUCAGAGAGCUGGGAGAUGACUCUCUGCCAGGACACUACGGGGACCUCAGUUACAUAUGCCACAACCUAGACAGGCCGCAGCACACUCCCAUUCACCAAAGUUACCAUCAGAGAGAGGGAGUUUUCAUCGAAGACAUGCUUACAAGCCACCAGGUAUCAGCACUGUCUAGAGAGCAUGAAAAGGACUCGUUCCGUCUGAGCUGGGGAGCUGAGCAUCUUGAUAACGUGGUGCUGUCCUCCAGUCUGCUACACUCUGGCCGUUCCUCUCCGUGCCUAGACCAUGACAACAGCAGCUUCCUGGUCAGCUUCAUGGUAGAUGCCAGGGGCGGUGCCAUGCGUGGUUGCCGUCACAAUGGCCUGCGAAUCAUUGUACCACCAAGAAAGUGUUCUGCACCUACUCGGGUGACAUGCAGGCUGGUGAAGAGGCACCGUCUCGCCUCUAUGCCUCCGAUGGUGGAGGGUGAGGGGCUAGCUGGUCGCAUCAUUGAAGUGGGACCCACUGGAGCCCAAUUCCUGGGGCCUGUGAUUGUGGAGAUCCCGCAUUUUGCAGCUCUGCGGGGCACAGAGAGAGAGCUAGUGAUCUUGAGGAGUGAGACAGGGGAGAGCUGGAGGGAACACCACUGUGACUUCACUGAAGAGGAACUGAACCAGAUACUUAACGGGAUGGAUGAAAAACUUGAUUCCCCUGAGGAGCUUGAAAAGAAAAGAAUAUGCCGCAUCAUCACCCGUGACUUCCCACAGUAUUUUGCAGUGGUGUCACGGAUUAAACAGGAUAGUCAUUUGAUUGGACCAGAGGGCGGGGUCCUUAGUAGCACUCUUGUGCCCCAGGUCCAGGCUGUCUUCCCUGAAGGUGCCCUCACCAAGAAGAUCAGAGUUGGGCUACAGGCUCAGCCCAUUGAUGUCGAGAUGGUGAGAAAGAUUCUUGGAAACAAAGCCACAUUCAGCUCAAUUGUCACAUUGGAGCCAAGGAGGAGGAAGUUUCACAAACCAAUUACGAUGACCAUUCCCAUUCCCAAGAGCUCGAAUAGUGAUGUGCCAAGCACGGAUUUCAGUGGGGAGACCCCGACCUUACGUUUGCUUUGCAGUAUUACAGGUGGAACCACUCCUGCCCAAUGGGAGGACAUCACUGGUUCCACACCUCUCACCUUUGUUAACCAAUGUGUUUCCUUCACCACAAAUGUAUCCGCAAGGUUCUGGCUGAUAGACUGCAGACAGAUCCAGGAGUCUGUUAGUUUUGCCUCUCAGCUGUAUAGAGAGAUCAUCUGUGUUCCAUACAUGGCCAAGUUUGUAAUUUUUGCUAAGACACUGGACCCGAUUGAGGCCCGCCUGCGCUGUUUCUGCAUGACAGACGACAAGAUGGACAAGACCCUGGAGCAGCAAGAGAACUUCACUGAAGUUGCCCGUAGCCGAGAUGUUGAGGUGCUGGAGGGAAAACCUAUAUUUGCUGACUGCUUUGGAAACCUGGUACCUCUUACCAAGAGUGGACAACACCAUGUGUUCAGCUUCUUUGCCUUCAAAGAGAAUAGACUGGCCCUCUUCAUCAAAAUUAGAGACACAGCACAGGAACCAUGUGGUCGCUUGUCCUUCACCAAGGAACCCCGCACAUACCGUAGUCUUACCCACAAUGCUAUAUGCAACCUUAACAUCACUCUCCCAAUAUAUUCAAAGGAGUCUGAUUCAGACCAAGAUGCAGAUGAUGAGAGUGAGAAGAGUGACAAGAAAUUGGAUUGGCAGGAUGAUGCUGACAGGAAAGAGGAGACAUUAGCUAUCAUUGCAGAUCUUCUUGGCUUCAGCUGGACUGAGCUUGCAAGAGAACUGGAAUUCAGUGAGGAUGAUAUCCAAUUAGUGAGAACACAGAAUCCUAAUUCCCUCCAAGAACAGAGCCAUGCCUUGCUGCAGCGCUGGGUUGAGCGGGAAGGCAAACAUGCCACAGAGGACUGUCUGAUUAAGAGACUCACCAAGAUCAACCGCAUGGACAUCGUCCAUCUUAUUGAAACCCAGAUGAACAAGUCACUUCAAGAGCAAACAUCUAGAACUUAUGCAGAGAUAGAGAAGACACUGGAUCAUAGUGAAGUGUCUGUAGCCCUGUCUUCAGUGCAAGAGGAUGCAGACAGCCCCAGAAUCGUGAGAAGGGUGGAGUCAGACCGCAGACCACCCCCUGCUGUUUCUGAAGAGGACCUCUCAGUUGCUUCCCUACUGGAUAUUCCUUCCUGGGCAGAGCCUGUUGGACAUACCCACUCAGAAAGCAUGCACGGUGACCUGUUGGAGGAGCUCGAGAUCCCACAUGAAUUGAAUCCUGACCUGUGGACCUCUGAGGAUGUAAUUACACAAGAACCUACAAGUUAUGACAACUCAGAUGAGCAAGAGAUCACCGCAGAGCUUGGAUCAAUGUCAGAAAGUUCAGAUGAUGAUUUUUUGACCACCAGAAUAGUGCGAAGGAGAGUUAUCAUUCAGGCUGAUGAAAUGCCCAACCUCCCCACUCAGUCAGUGAUGGAAGAAAAGUACAAAGAUGAAAAUGGACACAUUGUUGUCAAAAAGGUUACCCGUAAAAUUAUUCGCAAGUGUGUUUCCACGGAUGGUGUGGAGCAUGAAGACGUGUCAUUAGAAGGAGUUCCCCAGGGGUCCAUCGGUAUGGCAAAGGGAGAUAGAUGCUCCAAGGCAGUGAAGCGGACUGUAGUGAAGAGUGAGGGAGACCACACAGAGGUCACAUUUACUGAAUGUGAGGGUUUCACAGCAUCAAAGCAGGAGACAGCCAAAGGUUGUAAGGUCAGUCGCGUAGAAAGGACAGCGGUGGUGGAGGGUGAAAGGACAAUGACACACCAGGGUGAUCCGUUUUUGGCCUCUGACCUCCCCUCAGCCCAAGACGACUUCAAACAGGCACUAGGUUAUAUAAGUGGUUUCAACAGAACAGCGCUCCCUCAAGUGGUAGAAAGAGAGAUUGUCAAAGAAGAUGGAACUGUGGUCAGGAGGGCCCACAUGCGUAAAGGUCACACCCUCAGACGAACAGUGGUAAAGGGAGCUGGGCAGCGCAAACAGGUCCUUCUAGAGAAAGUGGAAAACCCCAGAAAAGGGUCAAAGCCACGUGGUCUCCAGCAGCAUCUCCACCAGCUCUUUCACCGCUACUACUACGAAGAAAAGGAGGACAACGAUGAGGACGAAGAGGACGAGGAAGAGUAGAGGAAUGUGUAACACUCUCCCCCACUCCCUGGUUCUGCCCAUACUAAAGCCCCCCUAAUCCUAUGCAUUAGCCACAUGCAAUCCCAGUGUGCACCAUGGCACAUCAAAGCUACCACAGUCUUCCCACUUAAGUCCUGGAAGAUUACCUUUUGUUCACAAUUUGGAGUUUUCCCUGGCUUGUAAUGUAUUCAUGAUUUUCUUUUCAUGUUUGGGUGUUGUUUUGCUUUUUUGUGACCAAAGAAAGCCUUCUGUUAUUUUCCUGAUUCAUUUUACUUUCCAUGUCAUAACUGUCUUUGAUAUUUUUGUCUUGAUGCUGUGGUAGAGCAACAUACACAAAAAACAGAGGGAUACUAUUACUAUCAACUAACAUACAAACCUCCUGAAGGUAAAGAACACUUUACCUGCAGACAUACUGGUACUGCUCUCUGAGUAGGUGCUUGAACUGAAAGACAAUAUCUCACACUGCACUGCCUCUCACAACCAGAGUUUCUUAGAUAUUCCUUACUUAUAAACUGUCUCACUCAUUGUACUAGCCUCUCAGCUCUUUCAAUUCAGGUGGUCAAGAUGUCACACAGAGAAAACCAGACUGUAUCGACACUGAAUUUAACUGCUGCUGCUGUGUUUUGUGUAGGCUAUGUGUAAUCUGUCUUUGGGAAUUAUAUAUUAUCUAUAAUCUAGACAUUACUGACAUCAGUAGCCUAGGAAUUAAUAAUCACUUAUGUGAAGUAUAGAGCAGGCAUGACUAAUCAACAUCUGUCAUUAUGAUCCUAGCUUUGACUGCUUUGUAGAUCUAUGAAUUGCUCUCCUGCCUCUCUUUCCCUUCUGUGUGUGUCUUUCUGUGUUUUUAUGUGUAGUUAGAUUUUUUUUUUUUUGGGGGGGGGGGUUGCUUUUUUUAAUUGUUGAUCUUGAUUCAUGCUGUAUGAAUGGUUAAUGUGUUUGUGAGGUUGUACUGUAGGUACUGUGUGUCUAUGCAUGUGUCGAGUACUGCAUUAUCAGCUUGUUUAAAGAGGGUACGAUUUUAGGCUGAUUUUAACUGCUAAGAUGUCUUAUUUUAGAGGGUUUUUUUAUUUUGAUUUUAGUUUACUAGUUAGUAUAAAGAAUAAAUUUAAUUUUAAUGUGA